Molecule: messenger RNA, 1192 nt
Organism: Notechis scutatus (mainland tiger snake)
Lineage: Eukaryota; Metazoa; Chordata; Lepidosauria; Squamata; Elapidae
Source: RefSeq, a predicted model, not a curated record
AAUCUCCCAGUUGAACAAACAUGGGUGAUUGGAGCUUCCUAGGAGAAUUCCUUGAAGAAGUCCAUAAACAUUCAACAGUAGUGGGAAAAGUCUGGCUGACUGUCCUUUUUAUCUUCCGGAUGCUUGUCCUGGGCACAGCUGCAGAAUCUUCCUGGGGAGAUGAACAGUCAGAUUUCAAAUGCGACACCCAGCAACCCGGUUGUGAGAAUGUUUGCUAUGACAAAGCUUUCCCAAUCUCCCACAUCAGGUAUUGGGUCCUUCAGAUUAUCUUUGUUUCCACACCAUCCCUGUUAUACAUGGGUCACGCAAUGCAUACUGUCCGUAUGCAGGAGAAGAGGAAACUUAAGGAGGCCAAGGAAGGAGCAAGGACAAUCCAGAACAAGUGUGACUCUUUUUCCCAGCAGGAUUACCCAGCACCAGAGAAGACAGAGUUGUCCUGCUGGGAUGAACCCAGUGGGAGAAUAAUUCUUCAGGGCACUUUGCUAAACACCUAUGUCUGCAGUAUUUUAAUCCGUACCACCAUGGAGAUUGCUUUCAUUGUUGGGCAAUAUAUGCUCUAUGGAAUCUUUCUGGAGACUCUCUACGUCUGUCACCGGCAGCCCUGUCCUAAUCCGGUCAACUGUUAUGUCUCUCGGCCAACAGAAAAGAACAUCUUUAUUAUUUUCAUGCUUGUGGUAGCAGCCUUCUCCCUCUUCUUAAGCCUGGCUGAACUGUAUCACUUAGGAUGGAAGAAAGCUAAACACACACUCUCUCAGAAAAUCAGCCCUGCACCACUAAUUGGCAAACUGGAGGGAGACUCUCAAGUGAAGACAGAUGAAAGCUGCACCCCUCCUCCAGAUUUUAAUCAGUGUUUAGCCAACCCUACUGGGAAAUAUAUCAGCCCCUUCAGUAACAAAAUGGCUUCUGAGCAAAACACGGUCAAUUUUGCAACAGAGAGGGUUCACAAUCCAGAUGAUUCAGGUGGAGAAGCCCUCUGUAUCCAACUAAACUACAUGCAACACCCAGAAGCCAGUGUAAAUUCUGCAUCAAAUCUGACACCAAAUGGAUACUUUCAGAACAAACGCAGACACAGCAAAACUAGCCACACAAGCAGUAAGGCAAGGUCUGACGACUUGUCAGUGUGAGUGCUUCUGGUGGACCUAGAAGAAGGGAAGAAGCUGUUACGGCAAAUGCCUGCAGCUAAAUUUUUGAA